Molecule: messenger RNA, 1144 nt
Organism: Brassica rapa (field mustard)
Lineage: Eukaryota; Viridiplantae; Streptophyta; Magnoliopsida; Brassicales; Brassicaceae
Product: protein YIPF1 homolog
Biological process (GO): vesicle-mediated transport
Cellular component (GO): Golgi apparatus; membrane
Molecular function (GO): small GTPase binding
Source: RefSeq, a predicted model, not a curated record
AUUAAAUUCGAGAAAAGGUAUAUAAACAUCAAGUGGCACGAAACCUUCUAAAUGAAAAAGAAGGUUACCCUCUGUUACAAAGGCGAGUUUCUUCUCGAUUCCUGAGAGACGACGAACGUGAGAUCGACAAGGAGAUCAAGAUGAUGACCGGCGGGAACUACACGACGAUCGACAGCCAGAAAGUCUCUGGAUCUGUACCUUCCGUUCCAGAUCCAGGCCACACCACCGUCAAAUUCGCAGAAUCAAAUCUUCAAACAUUUCCUCCAUCUCAGGGCAAGAUCUCUGGUGGGAGUAAUCCCCCUCGUGAUGCUGAUGAUACAUUUUCUGGACCUGGUAACGGUAGUAGUAGUAGUACAGAUGAACCUCAGUCUGGUGGCUGGCUCCAUAAGUUUACUGUUGGUGCUUACAAGCCGUUCUUCGACGUCGACACUUCGGAUGUCUUGGACAGACUCAAGGAAUCUCUCUUCCCGUUCCGCGGAACGUUUACAGAGAAGACUGCUGAUAAGCCUGACUUGUAUGGUCCGUUCUGGAUAUGCACGACUUUGAUAUUCGUGGCGGCGUCUAUCGGCACGUUUGUCACGUACGUAGCGCAUAAAUGGAAGAAACAAGAGUGGAACUAUGAUAUCAAUCUGGUGACUUGGUCCGCUGGUGUUUUCUAUGGCUAUGUCACGCUGGUUCCUCUCGCGUUAUAUGUGGUUCUCAAGUACUUCUCUGCACCUUCGGGGCUAGUCCAGCUCUUUUGCCUCUACGGCUAUUCCCUGUUCAUCUUCAUCCCUGCAUUGUGCCUCUCGGUGGUGCCAGUGGAGAUCUUCAGAUGGGUCAUCGCGGGUGUAGCAGGGUUCAUGUCUGCAACAUUUGUGGCUCUGAACCUCAAAGCGCAUAUCAAUUCCGCUGGGGAGAGAUCGAUCCUGAUAAUCGCAAGCAUCUUUCUUUUGCAGCUGGGGCUUGCGGUUGUGCUGAAGCUCUAUCUGUUCACAGUCACAGUAUGAUUAUUCAUAAAGGUUUUUAGAAAUUUUGUUUUUAUAAACUAAGGGUAAUGUGUUUUUUUUAUAAUGUGUUCUCUCAGAUUUACUAAUUUUUUGUACUGUAUUAAGAAAGUCGCAUUUGUUUACAUAGAAAUCAAACAUGGCCAUUUUAGACUCUU